This is a messenger RNA of Daphnia pulex (common water flea), 2661 nucleotides long. Its product is annotated as cell wall protein DAN4-like. Gene Ontology annotation, molecular function: serine-type endopeptidase activity. NCBI's taxonomy places the organism in Eukaryota, Metazoa, Arthropoda, Branchiopoda, Diplostraca, Daphniidae. The record is from RefSeq and is a predicted model, not a curated record. Gene Ontology annotation, biological process: proteolysis. Bases 855 to 2444 code for a protein of 529 amino acids. The transcript is spliced from 11 exons.
CACGGCAGCCGCAGCCUUCAAGAUAGGCGUCGCUGUGACUGAUCCAAUUAAAAAAUAUGCCACCGCAGAAAUUGCCAGAAUUGGUAAAAUGUAAAAAUAUGUAGUGAGAACACAUCGAGUCUCUGUACUUACGUUGCGAUUCGGACUGACAGCGAUGAUGUAUCUUCUUUCAGCCCCGCAAAGCGUUGAGACACUCCAGUUAGGCCACACCGAAAUACGUAGAAAAUUUUAUCUGAAUAGCCCGCUGAAUAGCUACACUUAGUCAUCGCAGCAUUUGGACAACCAUUCCACAUCUGGAUCGAAAUUUCGUAUCAGGUUGUUGGCCCUGUACCAUGCAUUCCCUCCCGGAUUCGGUCGAUGCAGAUGUACAACCCCAUUAAUUACCGAAAAUGCAGCAGGCAUUAGAUGCAGAUGGGUUUGAAAGUCCUAUUCAAAACUGGGGCGGCAAAUUCAAAAGUUUACGCACGACGAGCUAUUUAUCGGAUAUAAAAUGAUGCAACAAAGUGCCAGAUGGUGUGGUAUCUAUAAUGAUAUUCAUAAAGAUGCGACGAGAAAACAGGUCUUUUCGACAUCCGGCUUUCACAAGUUUGUUGUUGUUUGUGUCUUUUUUUUUCAAUAGUUUUCUUCAUUCCUACACCGAAGAGAGGCGGCCAUUCUGGAAUUUACUCAGCGAAGCCGAUUGGUUAAAAUUUCAGCAUAAACAGGCUAAAAGCGGUGAACAACCAAACAGAGAAGGGGUCAGUGGCUUUUUGCAAUGAAAAACACCCUAACGACCAAUGCAAUAAAAAGACUCAUCGAAUACGUACGGCCACCAGUUGGAUCCCCGACUCUCGCGACAAACUUCGCUUCUCACUAUGCGUCUUUCUUUGGCAAUAGUAAUGUUUCUCUUCAUCGUUGGUUUGCAUGCCCAUUCAUUUCCCGAAGUGGCUGAUCGUAUUAACAUGAUAAAUGCCAACAGAGAUCUAGUUUCGGCUGGGGAAUUUCCGUACAUGUCUAUUUUGCUGCUAAAUGGCGAUUUAUGUGAAGGAACUUUAGUUGGACCUUCCCACAUCUUGACUGCAGCUCAAUGUUUAUUCGGUCGUAAUAAAACGGAUGCCAUCAACUUCAAAGUUUUAUUAAACACGCUCACAACGGAUGGCGGCAAUGGAGUCGUCCGUGUAGGAGUAAUGAACUUUAUAGUUCAUGAAAAUUUCAACCCAAAUACCAAGGACAAUGACGUGGCGCUAUUAGUCUUACAAUCGCCAGUUACAGGUGUACCCACUGUCACCCUUCCAGAUAUACCGCAACCGACUACAACACAACCGACCGCAAAACCGACUACAACAACUACUAAAACAACAACGAAAUCAACAACGAAGUUCAUGACGACCGAAAAGCCCACAACAGCUAAAGCAACUACAAACCCAACCACAAAAACGACAACGACAAAUAAACCGACAACACAAACCACCAAAACAACAACUACGACCAAAAACCCGACGACGAAUCCGACGACAAACAAACCAACAACACAAACCCCCAAAAUGUCAUCUAUGACCCAAAACACAACAACUAAAACAACAACUACGACUAAAAAUCCGACGACAAAUCCGACAACGUCAAACAAACCAACAACACAAACAACCAAAACGACAACUACGACGCCAAACCCAACAACACAAACAACCCGAAUGACAACUAAAACAACAACUACGACUAAAAAUCCGACGACAAAUCCGACAACGACAAACAAACAAACAACACAAACAACCAAAAUGACAACUACGACCCAAAACGCAACAACAAAACCAACAACAAUAACGACCAAAUUAACGACAGAAUUUACCACAAAAUCCACAACAACUAAUAUAAAAAAGAAAUCCGUGCAAAUAACCUCUAAAUCUAUGUUUAAUCGGGCUUUCAGUACUUAUGCCAACAGCUCGGCCGUACUCACUGGAUGGGGAACAACAAUCUCUCCAGGAGGAAGUAUUUCAAAUACAUUGCUAAAAGCUAACGUUGUAGUGCGGGACAACGCGAUCUGCACCAGUCAAUAUCCUGCUUUUGUCGGCAACCAUAUGUUGUGCGCCUCGUUUACAGGAUCAGUAAACCCGUCAACAAAGACCCCAGUUUCUACAUCGAAAACCCCUCUAUCAUCGACACCAUCAAUGCCGCCAACCAAACCAACAACGGCCAAACCCCUGUGUUCACCAGCACUCUCGGACUGGGAGUCUGAAUUAGUGCCACUUGACUAUUUCUUCAGUGGAACUGGAAGGGAACAGAUGAGGAUAACCACUUGCAAGCAGGGUAUCGACAUUGGCGGUCCGCUUUUCGUCGAUGGAGUUCAAGUUGGUAUAAAUUCCGUUGGCUAUAAUAUUGAUUGUGCUGAUCCUAGUUAUACAGGCGUAUACACGCGAGUCACCACUUACCUUGACUGGAUUGCAACUAAGAUGGCCAACAAUAUGUAAAAAGGUGAAUUAAAGGCACUUCUUCGUCACUAGUAUAGCUCCGUCACUAGUCUUAGCCAACAGCCUGCACAUUUUUAUUUGUUGUGAAAUUGGUUAUUUUAUCCGCCUCUCUUUUUUAUCAUCUAGUUUGCAUAUAUUUUAGGGUUUCAUGUGUGUUGGGUGUAAUCAAUUAAAUUGCGUAAUGGAAGUGCAUAAUACAAAUCUUUAUUGAGCAAAU